AUGGCCGCCGGCGACGAAGAGGCCCCGCUGCACGUGUGUUCUUUCCGCUGCCGGCCCCGGCGACAUGCUGCGAUGGUGACGCCGCGCUCCUCCUCGCCUCCCGCGGCGUCCGCUCCACCCUCGUCACCACCCCCGCAAACGCCGACCUCCUCCGCCCAGCCGCUGCUGCGCGCCGCCCUCGGCCGCCCUUCGCCGUCCGCACCGUCCCCUUCCCCUCCCCUGCCGCCACCGGCCUCCCCCCCGGCUCGAGAACCCUCGCCUCCUCCCCUCCUCCCUCUUCCACGCCUUCGUCUCCGCCCUCCCCCUCCUCGCCCCGACCUCUCCGCCUCCUCCGCUCCCCCGCCCCCCGCCGACGCCCUCGUCUCCGACUCCAUCUCUCUUCUGGACUCGCCGACCUCUGCCGCCUCCCUCGCUCCCCCGCUCCUCUCUCCACGCCACGGCGCCUUCCCCGGAGCUCGUCCUCUCCACCUCCUCGCCCACACCUACCCCUCCCCUCCUCCGACCACUCCUCCUCCUUCCUCCUCCGCGCCUCCCGACCCGUCUGCGCCUACACCGGCGCGCGCUGCCCCGAGAUGUUCGGCGACGCGCGCUCCUCAGGCUCCUCGCCGAGGCCAACGCCGCGAGCUUCGGCAGGGUGGUCAACACUCUUCCGCGCCCUGGAGCCCGCCUACGUCGAACCGCUCAAGCGCGGCCGCCGCCAACACCUGGUGCGGGGCGCCCCCCGCCGCCGCCGCCGCCGAUGACCGCGGGGCCCGGUCCCGACCGGGCCGCCGCGCUCGCGUGGCUCGCGCGAAGCCCCCCGGCUCGGUGGUGUACGCGUGCUUCGCAGCCUCUGCAGUUCGGCGGCGCAGCUGCGGGAGAUCGCGGCGGCUCGAAGCUUCCGGCGGCCCUUUCCUCUGGCGUGGCGGCGGACGGCGCCGCGGCGGAGGCGUUGGAGGGGAGGGGGGAGUGCGGGCGCGGAGGGGAUGGUGGUGUGGGGUGGGCCCCGCAGGCGGAGUGCUGCGGCACGAGGCCGUGGGGUGGGUGCGGAGGAACCGGCUCGGGAGGGGGAGGAGGGGCCGUGCUGGCGACGCGGACGAGAUCGCCGGCGAGGUCGUUGCCAGGGCGGCGGGAGGCGGGUGGGAGGCAGCGGAGCGGGCGAGGGAGCGCGCCGCGGAGUACAAGGAGAAAGCACGGCGCGCCGCGGAGGAGGGCGGGUCGACGUUCGAAGAUGUUACGGAAUUGAUCGAGCAGUUGAAGGCGCGGCGGCGGCAGCAGCAGCAGCAGCACGGGGGCGGGGGUGGGGGAGGGGGAGGGGGAGAAGGCGGAGGGGACGUCGGAAACAUGCAAAUGAAUAAGAUUUAG
This is a messenger RNA of Ananas comosus (pineapple), 1344 nucleotides long. Its product is annotated as formin-like protein 5. The transcript has 2 exons. Lineage: Eukaryota; Viridiplantae; Streptophyta; Magnoliopsida; Poales; Bromeliaceae. The record is from RefSeq and is a predicted model, not a curated record. Bases 1 to 1344 code for a protein of 447 amino acids.